GAAUGCACUGCUUUCACGUCAUCUUCUCGAUCGAUGUUAUAUUCUUAAUGACCAAUGUUUUGUAAGAGACUCGAAAGUUAUUAAGACAAAUCAAAACAGGGGAGAUAAAUGGGAGAUUCAAGGAAAGGAUGUUAUGUUUCAGUUCUGACAGGAGUAUGCAUCGCCUUCAUAGCUGUUGGUGUAGGAUUGAUCGUGCAGUACGUGAACUACAGGACGUCUGAAUGUGUUUGUCCUGAAACAUCAAAGUCGUCAAAGCAGAGCGAUGGUAUUGGAAUGCUUCGACCAAAUGCAAAAGUUUCGCAUGAUUACAAAUUGUUUUACUUCGACUGUAGAGGGCGUGGUGAAAUUGCCCGGAUGAUAUUUGCAUACGCUGGACAUCCUUUUGUUGAUAAGCGCAUCGACUAUGAUGAAGAAUGGCCUUCAAUUAAAUACGAUUUUCCCCAGUAUGUUCUUCCAGUGCUUGAGAUUGACGGGUCCAAAAAUAUAACACAGAGUAUGGCCAUAGCCCGCCAUCUUUCCAGAGAGUUUGAUAUAUAUGGGAAAACUCCAACAGAACAAACAGUUAUUGAUGAGAUUACAGAAACGGUUGCUGAUAUUUAUAACUUUGCUCUCGAAUUUCAAGUAGCUCCAACAUCCCAAGAAAGGGCACAGAAGAAGGCCGAGUUUUAUAAAGUGGAUUGUCCAAAGUUUUUAAUGUUUCUUGAGAACCUUGUAGCUGAAACGGGGCAAAAUGGUUUUGCUGUUGGUGAUAGCUUCACAGUUGCUGACUUGAUGCUGUUCGUCUACAUUGAACAUACGGAAGCACAUUUUACACCACCCGAUGCGCCAAUGCUGAAAAACUAUUCGCUUCUCGACCGGAACCGGAAAUUGGUUUCGUCAAUUUCAAGGAUACCGGAAUACCUUCAGAAAAGACCGGAACAAGAUCUGUAGUGAUUCAAGUUUAAAAAAGUGUUUGUAUAAAAUAAAGAAACAAGGAGCCCAGUCUUAUCGUAUUCUAAUGAAACAGAGGGACCAGUCUUGACCGUAUGACAGUAAAGUUGGUAGGUAGUUGGUAGUUGGGGAUUCGAAUAUUCAACUACUUGCUAGUUGCCAGUUGGGAAUUCGAAAAAUCAGAGUUAGAUGUUGAUGUUGAUAUUAAGCAACUCUACUAUUUCCAGUCGAUUAUUCGCGAAUAUUCAACUACCAACCAGUUGAAAGUUGGGGAUUAAGAUGUUUGUCUUUUUUUAUGGUUAAAAGGUACACAUGUUAAGAAAUCAAACAGUUGUUGGUGUUUUAUUCAUGUAUACAUAUAUAUCGUCGUGUCGUACCAAACACAGUUUUAAAUCACUUUUAUUCGUAUACUCGCCAGUUUAAUAUUCGACAAUUUUCGCGAAUAUUUAACUACUUACCAGUCAGUAGUUGGGGAUUCUGAUUAUGUCUAUAUCUAUGGUUUUAAAGGUCACAUGUGGAAAAAAUAAAACGCCAAAUGUUUGUUUAGGCAUGAACACAUAUAUAUCUACGUCACAAACACUGGUUUUAUUCGCAAGUCGGAUAAUCGACCAUUUCAAGUCGAUUAUUCGCGAAUAUUCAACUACUA
This is a messenger RNA of Mya arenaria, 1576 nucleotides long. RefSeq names its product glutathione S-transferase-like. The transcript is spliced from 7 exons. The coding region runs from base 109 to 930 and encodes 273 amino acids. The record is from RefSeq and is a predicted model, not a curated record. Gene Ontology annotation, molecular function: glutathione transferase activity. Gene Ontology annotation, biological process: glutathione metabolic process. Lineage: Eukaryota; Metazoa; Mollusca; Bivalvia; Myida; Myidae.